Molecule: messenger RNA, 1277 nt
Organism: Peromyscus maniculatus bairdii (prairie deer mouse)
Lineage: Eukaryota; Metazoa; Chordata; Mammalia; Rodentia; Cricetidae
Gene: C7H11orf52
Product: chromosome 7 C11orf52 homolog
Cellular component (GO): extracellular exosome
Source: RefSeq, a predicted model, not a curated record
ACCUACUCGGUUGAAAUCUGACCCUGACAGCGACUCCCUGAGAGCUGCUGCGGUUCGCUCAACAGGGAACCAGGAAAUGCGCAACCUCUUUUAUGUCCGAAAACCAGCUGGGCUCCCUGGGAGACGCAUCCGCCAUGGGAAACAGGCUGUGCUGUGGGGGAAGCUGGAGCUGCCCAUCAACUUUCCAGAAGAAAAACAAAACAGGAGGCCAAGCCAGACCCACACUGAGCAUAUUGAAGCAGCAACAGCCCCGGCAGAAUGGCACAAAGGUCUGUGAGACACCAGCACCCAUGUACGAGCAAGUGUUACACCGGCCAGGAUCUCAAAAGGCAAGUUCACACUCCACAACGGAGGAGAGCAACUUGCAUUAUGCGGACAUUCAUGUGCUCAGCCAAGUGCAGCCGUACUCUGGCAAGAAGGUGAAACACCCGCAUUUAGAAACUGCUACAGAGUAUGCCACCCUCCGCUUCCCCCAGGCCACACCUCGAUAUGACAGCAGAAAUGGAACCCUGGUGUGAGCCCUUGGAAGGAAGUCCUGGCUUCCACGAUUUUACAGUACUGUGGGGACAAUGUACUGUUUUCGACAAGUUGGGAUGUUGGCCAUGUUGUAAUCUUAAAGAACACCAGAACAUCUGGAAUUGUGGGUGCCCCCUACUCUCUCCACUAUGAAUCUUUUGGUUUGCCACAGUUAUUGUGGAGUUGUGGUAAGGCUAUGAGGGGGCUGAGUAAUAUUUAAGUGUGCAAACCAGUCAUCCUCUAACCCCUAACAUUACGUGGACUCUCAAACGCAGCAGGAACCCUUUAUGCACGUUGGCUGUUUCUGGUAGGAAUUAUUUAAUGAUAUUUGGGGUUUUUUUUGUUUUGUUCUUUUAUUUGCCAUAUAGCUGAGGAUGGCCUUGAAAUCCUGAUCUAUCCCAGUCUCCCACUCCCAGUGCUGGGAUUACAGACAUGUAGCCACUAUGCUCAGCUAAUCAUAUCCCCUUUACACACUUUUACUCCAAAACCUCGGAGGACGCGUUCUGGAAAAGCUUUCGGAGCUUUUGCACACGGCCCCAGGACUGCUGUGGGAAAUUAACCUAGUCGCUGGGUCAAGGGCUCCAGACCUUAGCACAGAGAUGGGGACGGGGACUGACGGAUUCUAAAGUCUUCUUCAACCACGGGCCGCAAGGACUUCAAAUUGUGGACACUAACAGCCUGGAGAAACUCUCCUUGUAGGAGGACUGUUAGCUCUCUUCUGAGUAACCGUUAGGAUCAAUAAAUAAAUAGUAUGAAGGACA